AUGGCACGUCAACGAGGACAUUCCAAUGCCUCGUCAAUAUCCUCUCUCCCUGGAAAUCAGGAGCUGGAGAGUAUGUAUGAUUACUUGGCCAAGGUGAUUCUCCUUGGCCCGAGUGGUGCUGGAAAGUCUUGCGUGCUUCAUCGCUUUGUGAAAAACGAGUGGAGAGUGCUCUCGUCGCAAACGAUCGGAGUCGAGUUCUCUUCGAGGAUCGUCAAACUGGGCAGUGGCCCCCGGCGGACAAGAAUAAAGCUGCAGCUUUGGGAUACUGCAGGGACAGAGAGAUUCCGAUCGGUGUCACGAUCUUACUACAGAGGCGCCGCCGGGGCAAUCCUUAUCUACGAUGUCGCCUCUCACGCUUCCUUUUCCUCCCUUCCGACGUUCCUGAUGGACGCUCGUGCCCUUGCGUCCCCGAACCUUACGGUUCUUCUUGCUGGAAACAAGGCGGAUCUUACGAAUGAGUCUUUUACAAGCGGUGACUACACCGAGGAUACAAUGCGACCGCCCCCUACCCCAUCGAGUACGUCGAGUAGACAGUCGUCCUUCCCGUAUGAUUCCGGCGGUGGUUCGUUUCGUUCAACGAGCCACAUGGGUACCGGAAUGACAGCGACACAUGCGUCGCAAGGUCGGGAGGUUGGCAUCGAGGAAGCUUCGAGCUGGGCUGCCAAAUCCAGUAUACCUGCUGUCAUGGAAGUCUCCGCCCUCACAGGAGAAGGUGUUGAGGAGCUAUUUCAGCGUCUAGCACGCAUCAUACUGACAAAGAUUGAGCUUGGAGAAAUUGACCCAGAUGACCCGCAGAGCGGUAUCCAGUACGGAGAUGGCGGUCUCUAUGGCCACGGCACAAGCGAUGCUUCAAGCAUCAGAAGCCAAAUGACGCUCGAUGAAAGUGCUGUCCAGAUUCACCGCAGAAACACAAGACGACGAGGCGGUGGCGGGAACAACUGGCGAAAUGGAAUGCGGGAGUGGGAAGACGUCUUUCGCAUCAACGGAUCAAGUCACAGGAAAGGAUCGGGGUGUUGCUGA
Molecule: messenger RNA, 1020 nt
Organism: Aspergillus calidoustus
Lineage: Eukaryota; Fungi; Ascomycota; Eurotiomycetes; Eurotiales; Aspergillaceae
Source: the annotation of a GenBank genome assembly